Molecule: messenger RNA, 3372 nt
Organism: Bufo gargarizans (Asiatic toad)
Lineage: Eukaryota; Metazoa; Chordata; Amphibia; Anura; Bufonidae
Gene: LAMP2
Product: lysosomal associated membrane protein 2
Exons: 9
Coding region: 93-1319 (408 amino acids)
Cellular component (GO): membrane
Source: RefSeq, a predicted model, not a curated record
GCUGAGCGGUGGGUGAGGCCGGGGCUGUCAUGUGACGGCGCUGUGUGCUCGCAGUCAGUGUGACAGUGGUCUCUGAGGUGUGCGGGUCGGAGAUGGAGCGGUACCUGCGCGGUGUGCUGAUGUGCCUGCUCGGCUUAGGGCUCAUGACGGAAGCAUUUGAAGUGGAGAUAAAAAAUGGAUCCAAUACCUGUAUAUACGCCAGCAUGAAUGUCAACUUCACAAUACAAUAUGAAACUAACAGUAGCAAAUCUAUCAAUGCAACCUUGGUUGUACCUGAUAAAGUGACCACGGAUGGCAGCACUUGUGGUGGCAAAGAGGUAGCUCCUUUAUUGGUGGUUAACUUUGGGAGCAACCAUUCCCUACGUUUGAACUUCACCAGUGAUGGUACUGUGUACCGUGUCGAUGUGAUCGUCUUCACCUACAAUACUAAUGACAGCGAACACUUUCAGGAUGCCAAAACUAAAGGGCUCUUCAGUACUUUCAAGUCUGUGGAUAUAGCCAUACCAGUGAAUGCAACCUACGUAUGUCUAAAUGAAGCGGUAGUGGUAACAGAAAAUGUCGUGCAAGUCUACCAGAAUGUUUCCCUGCUGGCGUUCUCACAGGAUAAGCCAUUUACAAAAGAGUUUCAUUGCAGCGCGGAUGCCUCAACGACCCAAGCUCCAGUUACUCCUAAUAUAACUACACCUAACACGCCAUCAACCACCCCAACACCAACCACAAAACCUGUGGAUAAUCCCACCAUCGGCAACUAUACGGUUUUAAAUGGGACAGAGACAUGUCUCCUGGCUUCCAUGGGUCUGCAGCUUAAUGCCACUCUGCUUGUUGAUGGAAAGACUGUCUGGACCCCACUUAAUAUUGAUCCUAAAAAUACCAAUAGUUCUGGAAGCUGUGGCAACGACAGUGCUCUUCUGAGGCUCAACGACAAUGGCACUAUUGUGGAAUUUCUUUUCUUGGUUAAAAAUAAGAACUUUUAUCUUCAAGAGGUUAAUGUCACUCUCGUGAACGCUUCAGGUAUGUCUGUAAGAACAAACAGCAACCUGAGCUUGUGGGAAGCGUCGCUGGGAAGUUCAUACCUGUGCCACAAAGAACAAACCAUCACGGUGUCUGAUGACCUCUACGUUAAUACUUUUGAUGUCAGAGUUCAGCCCUUUGGUGUAAAGAAUGCGACAUACGCUACAGCUUCUGAAUGUUCCCUCGACGACGACAACAUUUUAAUUCCAAUCAUAGUUGGUGCUGCACUUGCAGGCUUAAUUGUCAUUAUAGUGAUUGCUUACUUAAUUGGUAGAAGAAAAACCUAUGCCGGAUACCAGACCCUAUAAUUGUCACCCCACUGCCCUCUGAUUUGUACUUUUUGAAGUGGGUGCAAGUUAAUCUGCAACGUGCGUCUUUCCCACUAUUGACUGUUUCAGGCUACGGCCAUUGCGUGUCCUCAGCCGUCGUGGAACUACAAGUUCUGUAAUGCAGCUUUGCCGGCUCGGCAUGCUAGGACUUGUAGAUGCAUGACGGAUGCAGGCUGUCAGUGUCCUGCAACUAAGAAUAUUUCAUCGAAUGCUGCUAAAAUAGAAGGGAACACUUCACAGCCCCUGACCAUGUUCAGUCUUGCAGUUGCUUUUGUGUCAUUCCAAAUUUAGAUGUUUAUUAGGGAAAGGACACCUGUAACGGCAGCAGCGAUGUGGGUGAAAACCGCGUUGGCAUGCAGUCUUACUGCAGAUUGGCACCAUUGUCAAUGGUUGCUGGUAGACCUAAUAUCAGUGUGGUUUAUAGCCGCCACAUGUGACCUUACCCGAAUCCAGUCCUUGCUGUUACUUAGGAUUUGACAUCAGUAGGAAACCACUCAGCCGAGGUCCACUCCUGUAUUACAUCCAAAUACAGCAGGACCUACCACUGUUCUGCUGCCUCUUCAAACAUAGCUGCCCAGGUAUAGCCCUGUGCUCCUAUCAAAUAUGAAGAAAACUGGUCCAUUUAGUAUAGUAUAAACAUGAAUCCAGGUAACAUUGGCCGUCAUGGGCCCUCGUGUCCAGGCUCUAAGGGGCUCAUAUGGGUCUCAUUUUAACAACACUGUCUAAAGGACAUUGGCUUUGGCACCAAAUCAUGGCUUUCUCUGAGCAAAUUGGGAAAUGAAAGCAGGAAAAAGCAAGGACAGUUUUUUUGUUAAUUCGCAGUGAUAAAUGAGACCCUUUUGGACCACAUUUAUCAAGACUGUCUAAAGGAAUUUUUUUCUUUGCCCAUAGCAACCAGUUGUAUACUCUUUUAUUUCCUAAUCUGCUGCGGUAAAAUGAAAAUGAAAGCUGCUCUGUGGCUCUUGCACGUCAUAGGCCACAAUUUGAUUAGACCGUUUUGAUGUGCUGUUUGAGUGGCCUGUUGUACCUUUUUUUUUUUUUUUUUUUUUUUGGGCAAUUUACAGUUGUAGGGAUUUUUUUUUUCCAGCUUAUACAGGCACAGUUUUACUUGAAAAUUAAUUGAAUUUGUUAAAUUCUAAACCACGUUAGCUCACCCCCAAAGUCGAAUCACUCUCUAUACCUGAACCACUACAUUAUUGGUUUCCCUAUAAAUCACCUGUUUUAUAAAAAUGAUUUUUGUAUCCAAGUCUGUGUCCUAGAUUGCUUCUUGGACAGUUGACCAUGUAAAGCGGGCAUCCUCAAACUGCGGCCCUCCAGCUGUUGUAAAACUACAACUCCCACAAUGCCCUGCUGUAGGCUGAUACCUGUAGGCUGUUUUGGCAUGCUGGGAGUUGUAGUUUUGCUGGAGGGCCACAGUUUGAGGAUACCUGGUGUAAAGAAGGUGGACAAUAUCACAUGGCGGAGGUCUCCAGCUCAUGUCUGCGACCUUCCCCUUUAUCUGUGCACCUUGCAGAAAUCAAUGCUUGUGCUAGAGAAAUAAUCAUACACACUGGAGCUAACCAAUGAGUAAAAAAACUAAAUCCAGCCCAUGGCCAUGUCGCAUGCAGUCGUAUUCUGUCUAGGCCAUCAUUCAUAUAUGGAAGUGGUUUUCAGUCGCAAAAUUUUUGGUGAACAAAGCCUUAUGGGUCUGUUAUUGGUAGACUGUUGUCCCGCCUAAUAACAUGGUGGAUAUUUGGCUUUCCAGUUUCAGAAGUCUGCCUAUGUUCUUAGUUUAACGUUUUGUGUUCAGUGGAAUAUUAUACAUAACCUUUACAUUGGUCAGUCCAAGGGGACAAAUCUAACACCUGUCCUGUUCUUCUGCAAUGCGAUGUACUUAGAAAAAAAAAUAAAAAAUCCCAAAUGUGUGUUCUUGUUUGUAGAGAUUAUUAUUAUAUAUAUUUUUUUUUUUUUAAGAUUCUGCUCUGGUUAAACUGAUUAUAUGAAUAAUUAAUAACCAUUAUAACCAAAUUACAAUAAAACUGAGUGACCAAAA